AUGCUUAAUCUGAAAUUCUGGACCAAUACACCUGCCUGUCAUCUCCUUAAGCAGCACAUUCUUCAAGUUACUCAGCCAAAGCCUCUGGCCACACAAAUAGAGGCACUACAAGACUCAGAUUGGAUUGAUGAUCUCUUCCUUGAGUCUGAACAGCAUCCUGUGCUCCUGAAAGCUCUCCCUAUUGAUGGCAGUAUCACUGAACCAGAGUCAGAUGAACUGAUUCCUCUCCCAUUGAAAGCAGCAACACCUCUCCUGUCUAAAACUCUCCCUAGUGAUGACAGUAUCAUGGAACUGGAGUCAGACAAUGUUACACCUCUCCCAUCUAAAGCUCUCCCUAGUGGCGAUGAUAGUGUCACAGAGCCAGAAUCAGAUGAACCAGGACAGUGCACAGUGCCCUCAAAGACUCUCCCAAGCAAUGACAGCAUCACAGAACUGGAAUUGGACAAAGUUGCACCUCAACCAUUGAACAUUGCACCUCUACCAUCAAAAGCUCUUCCCAGCGACAAUGAUAGUGUCAUGGAACCAGAAUCUGAACCCACUACACCUAAACCUAUUGCUCCCAAGCUCAACUGGAAGUGGUUUGCAACACCAAGUCCACCCCCUCCAGACUCAAUCUAUUGGAAGUAUUUCACUCAGGAGGAAGAUGCACACAUGUAUGAUUGUUCUGGGACAGAUAAGUCCUUUCAGGCUGUGUGA
Messenger RNA from Suillus subaureus, 696 nucleotides. RefSeq lists its product as uncharacterized. The record is from RefSeq and is a predicted model, not a curated record. The coding region runs from base 1 to 696 and encodes 231 amino acids. Lineage: Eukaryota; Fungi; Basidiomycota; Agaricomycetes; Boletales; Suillaceae. The transcript has 2 exons.